Eruca vesicaria subsp. sativa (arugula) is the source of this 354-nucleotide messenger RNA. The record is from the annotation of a GenBank genome assembly. Lineage: Eukaryota; Viridiplantae; Streptophyta; Magnoliopsida; Brassicales; Brassicaceae.
AUGAACAAUGUUGGUGUGUUCACAACCUCCUCAAAUACGAAUCUCCAAUUCGAUAUCCCUAUCACUUACCCUGCCACUGCUCCCGAGCUUGAGUUGCCUGAGAUUGACGGCAAAACUCAAAAGGUUUUGGUGCUUUCUUUUGGUUACGACCGGAGUUUUGUUUCUGUCUCAAAUGGAAUUGAUUGGUUGGUUGAUUCUAUUAAGCUGGUCGAAAUGAAAGUUACUGUCCUGAAUCCUAGGUUUGGUAUAGCACAUGCACUUUGUUUGGGGCUUGCUGCAGAGAUUCCAAUUCUUGUCGACUCCGGCAUGAUUAAGCACAAAGAUGACGCAGCAGCCUCAUCUGCAGAGUCUUAG